Molecule: messenger RNA, 1995 nt
Organism: Vigna radiata var. radiata (mung bean)
Lineage: Eukaryota; Viridiplantae; Streptophyta; Magnoliopsida; Fabales; Fabaceae
Product: probable rhamnogalacturonate lyase B
Exons: 15
Coding region: 1-1995 (664 amino acids)
Biological process (GO): carbohydrate metabolic process
Molecular function (GO): carbohydrate binding; catalytic activity
Source: RefSeq, a predicted model, not a curated record
AUGCAUGAUCUUCACAUUAAUUGCUUCCACUUGCAAAGACCUUCAACCGUCGUCAACAACCUAGCUGCGAGCCGUCCACAUUCUCCGGUCAAGCUGAAUACUGAAAAUCCUCACCAGGUGGUGAUUGGCAACGGCGUCGUUUCUUUCAACUUGUCAAAACCCGAAGGCCACAUCAUUGGAAUAUAUGGAACUAGCAAUGUACUUGAGCCUAAAAAUAAAGAAAACGAUAGAGGAUACUUGGACGUUGUUUGGAACAAAAAUGGAAAAGCUGGCAAGUUUCAGAGAGUUCUUGGGACAAAUUUCUCAGUCAUUGUAGCAAACAAGAAGAUAGUGGAGGUCUCAUUUUCAAGAACAUGGACGGCUUCCAUGAAAGGCUCAAGUGUCCCCAUAAACAUAGACCAAAGGUAUAUAUUGCGAAGAGGAGAUUCUGGUUUUUAUUCAUACGUAAUAUUUGAAAGAACACCAGGAUUACCUGCGGCGGAGGUUUAUCAAGUUAGGAUUGUUUUCAAACUCGACGAAGCCAGGUUUCGUUACAUCGCCAUAUCCAAUACUAGGCAAAGGAACAUGCCUUCUCAGAGCGAUAGAGAAAUGGGUACACCCUUGGAGUAUCCUGAAGCUGUUCUCUUAACUCAUCCAUCUGACUCACAAUUUAAGGGAGAGGUGGAUGACAAAUACCAAUACUCGAGUGAAAACAAAGAUAGCCGUGUGCAUGGGUGGAUUGCCGAGGAUGAUAUAGCAGCAGAAGGUUUUUGGGUGAUAACUCCAAGUAAUGAGUUCCGCAGUGCUGGCCCUAACAAGCAAGAGUUAACCUCUCAUGUUGGUCCAACAACUCUUUCUAUGUUCACGAGCACUCACUACGGUGGCAAAGAUGUAACCAUGAAUUUUGGUGAAGGGGAGACUUAUAAAAAAGUUUUUGGCCCUAUUUUUGUUUAUCUUAACUCUUGUCCAAACAAAGCUCGGUUUCGGUCUCUGUGGUCAGAUGCCGUAAAACAGUUAUUCAAAGAAGUGAGAAGAUGGCCUUAUGAUUUCGUUGGAUCGAAAGAUUUCAUUCCACCCAAUCAACGGGGAAUAGUGUCAGGAAAACUACAAGUCCAAGAUCGGUAUAUUAGAAUAGGGAAAGCUCAACCUGCUAAAAAUGCCUACGUUGGACUAGCUUUGCCAGGAAACGCAGGAUCAUGGCAGAAAGAAUGUAAGGGUUAUCAAUUCUGGACUCAAACUGAUAGAAAUGGACACUUCUUAAUUGAAAAUGUUGUACCUGGAGAUUACAAAUUAUAUGCAUGGGUUCCUGGCUUUAUUGGAGAUUAUAUAUAUCCAACAAAGAUUUCCAUCAGACCAGGGGGAAACAUCAAGUUGGACUCACUUGUAUAUUAUCCUCCAAGAAAUGGUCCAACUCUAUGGGAAAUUGGGAUCCCUGAUCGCUCAGCUGCAGAAUUCUAUGUACCAAACCCUAACCCUGGGUUCAGAAACAAACUAUACCCCAACAAUGGCUCAGACAAGUUUAGGCAAUACGGCUUAUGGGCACGUUACAGUGAGUUAUAUCCAAAGUACGAUCUCAUUUACACAGUCGGUGUUUCAGACUAUAAUAAGGAUUGGUUUUUUGCUCAAGUUACAAGGAGCACAGAAGAAAAAACAUUCAUGCCAACCACAUGGCAGAUUCGAUUCCAGCUUCAAAAUAUCUCAAAGGGAGGAAACUACACACUGCAAUUGGCCAUUGCAGCCGCUACUGGAUCUAAAUUGGAGGUUAGGUUGAACGAGGCGAAAGCAAAGCGUCCUUACUUCUCAGCAAGGCUAAUUGGCAAUGACAAUGCCAUAGCAAGGCACGGAAUCCAUGGAUUGUAUGAGUUGUAUAGUGUAGUUGUAGGUAGUGAUCAAUUGGUAAAAGGAAAGAACAUCAUCUAUUUGACUCAGUCAUUUGCCAAAAGUCCUUUCAUGGGAGUUAUGUAUGAUUAUAUUCGCUUUGAAACUCCUCCAACGGCUACUCAACUUUGUGCAUAG